Chenopodium quinoa (quinoa) is the source of this 1674-nucleotide messenger RNA. Its product is annotated as TITAN-like protein. Bases 1011 to 1625 code for a protein of 204 amino acids. NCBI's taxonomy places the organism in Eukaryota, Viridiplantae, Streptophyta, Magnoliopsida, Caryophyllales, Amaranthaceae. The transcript has 6 exons. The record is from RefSeq and is a predicted model, not a curated record.
CUUCCCCAUUUAUUAAGCUCCACCACCCUACAUAUACAUACUACUUCCACUACCAAUCUAGCACCACCCUCUCCCACCGAAAAUAACAAGGUGGUGGUCGUCGUGAACUUGACAUGGGUUAUCCUUCAAUUUUUUUUCCUUGAUUCAAAACUUGUUUGUUUUCAAUUUGAUUUUUUAUUUUAUUUUUUUUGUUUAAUUUGACUGACAUUUUAGAUUUGUUGGUAAUUGGUUUUUUUUUUUUUAUUUAUUAAUUUUAAGACAGAUGUGGUGUUAUAAUGGUGACGCCCAGUGGUUGUUUAUGUAUUGACAAUGGGCUAGUGGUUGUGGUGGUGGUGGUGACUAUUGUGGUUAAGUUUAGGUAACUGGUAAGGAUAAAUUAUUGAGUGAGUUUGGCAAUUAGAAAGGUUAAUUUUAUGGGAUUAAUACUUGGAAUGUAUGGAAGUCCCUCAACUUUAGUCCAGUCAGCAAGAAUAAAAUAAAAUAAAAAAUGCAAAGUCCCUAAACUUUGGCCAUGUCAGCAAUUAAAUAGGCAUGAGUCCCUAAACUUUGCUGAGUCAUUGAAAUAGCCACCACAAAUUAUGACUUAUUGGUGGUUGAAGGACCAAAAUCAGGCUUUUGAAAGUUGAGGGACCAAAAUCAAACUUGGAUCGUAUUUGGUGUCUGGCGGACCUACCCUUGGUCCAGGUAGGUCACGUGACCUAGCAAAAAAAAAAAAAAAAAAAAAAUUAAAAAAACAAAAAAGACUGACAGUUAGUACUGGAAGGGGAAAAGAAAAACAGAGACCAAAUUCAAAAUCACGCACUCUCAUCCUCUCAAAUCUCAAUCUCUCUCUUCGCUCUUCGCCGCCGCACCGCCACUCGCCGGAGUCGCCGCCGCACCGCCUCGCCGGCUGCUCCAUCCGCAUACACACACACUCGGCGCUCUUCGACUCUUCUUGCUGCCAGGCCACUUAAAAACUCAAGAAAAAUAGAACCCGGCAAAUCAAAAGAAACACAAAAAACAUUCAAAAGAUGAAAAGAGACGGAGACGAGAAGAAGAUGAAGAAGAAAGUGGACGAAAAACCAUCAGAAUUCGAGUUCUGCAAAAUAUGCAGAAUCAACCACAAUCAAGGUCGUCGCCACAAUUCCUUCCCACGCCACACCAAUUCACUCUCCUCACUCUUCACUCGCUUCCAUCAGAAGCUCUCCUUCGUCAAAUCUUCACUCAGAAACCCUAGCUUCGUUCUCUCUUCUUCGGAUUCUCCUGAUCGUCUUUGGUGCAUCUUUUGUGAUUCCGACAUUGUUGAAUCUGAUUCUGCAUUUGUUUGUGGUAAUGUAAUUGAGCAUUUGGCGAGUGAUGAUCAUCUGAAGAAUUUGAAGCAUUUUCUAUGGAAGUAUGGUGGUGGUAUGAACAAAGUGGAUUCUUUCAGAAUUACGGUUGAGUUAGCUGAGUGGAAGAAGAGGUGUGCAGUACUGAAGAAGGAUGUUCCACCAUCGAGAUCUUCACUUGGGCAGUCGUAUGAAAUGAGAAUUACCAGGUAUAUCAUUCAGAUAUCUCACAAGCUGGUGAAGUUAGUUCAUCUGCGUACGAUGUUGCUCCACAUACAACUUGGACCCCAGAGCAUCAUAUGGAAACUCAGAGUUUAACAUGUCAAAGUAGGCAACAACCCCUUGCAUCUAGCGUGGAAAAUGUCUU